UUGGAGCAAGAGAAGCAACUCUGGGAUGUGAGGAGAAAGGAGACAGUAGCCUUCCAUCCAGCUGUGAUUUCUCCACGAAUCUCUUCUGACAAAGAAAUCUAGAGGACAACAUGAAAGAAGAAGAAAUGGCCCGUUCUCAGGGACUGCUGACAUUCAGGGAUGUGGCCAUAGAAUUCUCUCAGGAGGAGUGGGGACGCCUGACCCACACUCAGCGGGAACUGUACAGGGAUGUGAUGUUGGAGAACUACGGACACCUCCUCUUCCUGGGUCUCGUUGUGUGGAAGCCAGACCUGGUCAUCUUUUUGGAGCAAGAGAAGCAGCUCUGGGAUGUGAAGAGAAAGGAGUCAGUAGCCUUCCAUCCAGCUAUAUCUUCACAUGGCACCCAGAGUUUCCUGCCAACAUUGUGCAUAGAAGCUUCUUUCCAAAACGUAGCGGUGCGUAGAUAUAAACAUACUGCCCUGGAGAAUGUACACUUCAUGGUAGACUGUAACAAUGAUGGGGAGAGUGAAGAACAUCAAAUAUAUCAUGAAGGACAUAUCCAGACUGAGACAACUGCGCAUAAUAUGAACAUCACUGCCCAAAAUGGUGAAGGAUAUAAAACAUUUUGGAAAACAUCCCUUCUUAAGUCCGCUACUUCUGCAAAGCAGUGUCUUUCUAUAUAUAAGGGCUCAAAUCAAAUGAUUAAACAUACAUAUUUGCAGAACGAAAAGUUGGAAAAUCUGGAAAGUUGCCUAGUCCGUGCUGAAAAUAAUUAUUUUAACCAUUUUGAAAGUAGGAUUGGAUUGACCUUUGAGUCAAAUAUUUCUGAAAAUCAGAGAUUUAAAAUUGAAGAACAAAGUGCUGAGUGGGAUUCAUUUGAGAGGUCUUUCACCGAGGAGUUAACUCUUCAAAAUUACCAGGGUAUUUUCAAUGAAAACAGAAUUGCUCAAUGCAGUGAAUCUGAGGAAAAAUUUAACCCGGGUUCAAGUGUUAGUACAUGUCUGAGGACUCAUUUUCCAGAGGACCAUUAUGAACUUGAUAAAUGUGUGGAAGUCUUUUAUCAAAGCUCCAACCUUAUUAUACAUAAUAGUAUCCCUAUGGAAGAAAAUCAUUAUGAAUAUAAUGAAUGUGAGAAAGCUCUUAACCAGUCCUCCAGUGUUGGUGAUCAUCAGAGUAUCCAUGUGGGAAAAGACUCAUACAGAUGUUAUAAACCUGGGAAUAUGUUCAGUCAGUCAUCAAGACUAAAUAUACAUAAUAGGAUCGGAACUGAACAAAAAAGUUACAUUUGUAAGGAAUGUGGCAAAGCCUUUGACUGGCACUCCACCCUGUGUCAACAUCAGCCGAUGUAUCUGGGAGGAAAAGCUUACAAAUUUGAAGAAUGUGGUAAGGUGUUUAUCCACCACUCACACUUUACUCAACGUGACAGAAUUCGUACUGGAGAGAAAAUCUACCAAUGUAAAGAAUGUGGCAAGUGCUUUAACCAUCACUCAAAUCUUAGUCGACAUUACAGAAUUCAUACUGGAGAGAAACCUUACCAAUGUAAAGAAUGUGGCAUGGCCUUUAACCAGCACUCAGUGCUUACUCGACAUCACAGAAUUCAUACUGGUGAGAAACCUUAUCAAUGUAAAGAAUGUGGCAAGGCCUUCAACCAGCACUCAAACCUUACUCAACAUCACAGAAUUCAUACUAGAGAGAAACCUUAUCAGUGUAAAGAAUGUGGGCAAGUCUUUAACCAUCACUCUAGCCUUACUCAACAUCACAGAAUUCACAGUGGAGAGAAACCUUAUCAAUGUAAAGAAUGUGGCCAGGCCUUUAACCAGCACUCAAACCUUACCCGACAUCACAGAAUUCAUACUGGAGAGAAACCUUAUCAGUGUAAAGAGUGUGGCAAGGCCUUUAACCAGCACUCAAAGCUUACCGAACAUCACAGAAUUCAUACUGGAGAGAAACCAUUCAUAUGUACGGAAUGUGGUCAGGCCUUUAACCGUCACUCACACCUUACUCGACAUCACAGGAUUCAUACUGGAGAGAAACCUUAUCAAUGUAAAGAAUGUGGCAAGGCCUUUAACCAGCACUCAAAGCUUACUGAACAUCACAGAAUUCAUACUGGAGAGAAACCUUACAUAUGCAAAGAAUGUGGCAAGGCCUUUAACCGACACUCACACCUGACUCGACAUCACAGAAUUCAUUUUGGACAGAAACCUUACAUAUGUAAGGAAUGUGGCCAUGCCUUUAUCCAGCACUCACACCUGAGUCAACAUCACAGAAUUCAUACUUGAGGGAAACCUUACCAAAGUAAAGAAUGUGGGAAGGCCUUUAAUCACUGAUCAUCCUUUACUCAUUAUCACAGAAUUCAUAGUGGAACAAACCUUACAAUUUUAAGUAAUGUGAGAAAACUUUAAAGACGACUCACCCCUUACUCCACAUCAUAGAAUUCAUAGUGGAGAGGAACCAUAAAAUUGUAGAGAAUGUGGAAAGGCUUUUAAGCCAUGCUAUUCCUGAUCAGAGAAAGUGUAUUGGGGAAGAUUUUGGAAUAUGAAGAAUUUUGCAAGCCCUUUAUUCAGAGGUCACAUUUCAUUUAACAUCACAGAAUUCAUACUGGGGAAGAACUUAUAAAUGUAAAGAACAUGGGAAGGCUUUUAGAACUGCUCAACCCUUUGCAGCGUCUCAGAGUUUGUACUGAGGAAAAACAUUACUAAGGUAAAGGGUAUCAUAAGCCUCUAGCUGGAACUCAUAACUUACUCAACAUCAUAGCUAUCAUACAGCAUAGAUAAAUGUAAAAUGUAGAGAAAGUUGCAGUGCCUUUAACUGGAAUUCAGUCUAUACGCAGUAUCCCAAAAUGCACACUGGAUUCAAACCCUAAAAACAUCAUGAUUGAGGAAAGACCUUCAUUUUAAAUUUUCACUGUAGCAAACACCAGAGAGUACAUACAGGUAAGUUACUUGAAAGAUGUAAAUAUUUAGAAAUGUAUGUAAGUAAACAUCAAGUGUCAAUAAAUAUCAUAGAAAUCAAGUAGAAAGCAGUACAUGAGUCAAUCUAUUCAGACAUUACAUCAAAAUACUUAUUAUAAGGACUAAUACAAAGUUAAACACUUAGAAAAUGUAUAUGCUAUUAUGCUUCAAAAGAACAAGUGGUUGGGUUUUUGCAUAGAUAUAAUGAAUUUUUCAACAUGUCCUUGUUUUUUAUUUUGUUGUUGUUGUUUUGGGUUUGUUUUUUUUAUUUUCGUUUUGUGGUUUUGGGGGUUUUUGGGGUUUGUUUUUGGGGUUUUUUGUUUUUGUUUUGGUUUGGGUUUUUUUUGUUGUUGUUGUUCAUUGACCUUAUCUGGGAUUUGUGACUAGCAAAUAUUAACAUAUUUGUACUCUCAAAUCACUUCAGAAAACUCAUUUAUUACUAGUGGGUUUGUGAAAGUAUGUCGCUGAUUGUUGUUGGAUCAAAGAUAUGAGAUGUCCAUCAUUAGGCAGGACUCCUGCAUAUCUAAUUGCCCACGGAUGAGGAAGGACAAUAUAAUAUAUAAAAUAUGAAGAAAAUCUAAAUGGAGAUGCUGUUUGUGGUUAUAACAUUAAUGUUAGUUAUGAUGGAAAAAGUGUCCAGAACAUCAUUAUUCUCCAUUUAUUAAAACUAAAGAAUUUCCUGGAUAUUAUAAAUAAAAUAUUUUACUCUGGUCUUUGAGAAAAAAGAGGUGCCAGUCCAGUGAAAUACGGUUGUAUCCUCAUAAUAACUGUAGUUAGAAGUAGAGGAUGUCAGGUAAUGUGCUUGAAAUGAAGAAAUCCUCAAAGAUACAAAAGGAGGAUAACUCUUUCUUAAAAUGGCAUAGGAUUAUGCAGACAAAAUUUUUAAGAGUGAUCCCAUGCCUGAAAACAAUGAAAAUCAGUACUCCCACAUCAUGAUAUCAGCACACAAAUGCUUUUUAAUGCUUGAUUCUGUAUUUCCAAAAAGGAUUAUAGAGUGGCUUUGAAAUGUAUACCUUAGUCUGUGUGUGAACGUAAUAUAUUUUAAUUAAUAAAACAUGAUGAAUUUUAACAUGUUAUCAUGGAUGAGUAAUGAGUGAAGUGUCAUCCCACCAUCAGUGUUAACCUAUCUCAUUUUAUAUAAGGUUGCAGGCAACUGAUGAAAUCUGUCAUUUAUUCGGUAAUCAUGUGGAAUAACAUACCUAGUAAUCCAUUUUUUCAGUGGCCUUGAAGUUUAAAUAAUGUCUGAUUAUUUCCCCCCUUGUUUAUCUGUUGUAUCAUUUUCUCCUCUUUUGGACUAGUGGGAUAUUAUAACAGACAUGUUGCAGAUUAUAUUUGGGUCUUAUUGACUGAUUGACUCAAGUACGCUAUGAUGCUGCUACUUGGCAUCCAUUUCAUGUCCCCAUCGGUUUUGCAGAGUACUUGAAUUGAUAGCAACCUCUCUCACUAGUGCAUUCCCUAAACAGUACCCUGCAGAGUCACCAGUUAAUGUAAACUCUGACAUGACAUUCCCAGUCCACCCUUGUGAGCACCCAUGACCCCUGUCUACCAUGACUUUCCCCUCGUGUGUUCUUGAAGAAGACUCUCACAGAGCUUCAUCCUAAACCUGCUCUAGUUUCAAUGGCCUAAUCUGGACAUAGCUCUGGGACUCACUAAAUCACUGUAUCCAUGGCCCUUAAUAAAGGUAUGUGCCACAGUUCAUAGGUGGGGGUGUUGUGUCCAUGUUUCUAUGAAGUAAAGAUACACUUAUAGCAGUGCUUGGUGUGUAAUAGGUACCCUAUAAGUAGGAGAAACAUAUUUCCAAUAGGAGUGAUACUGUAGCCCCAAGGAAGGGAUAGAAAAUGCAGAGGAUGAAGAAUUGGCAAGAAUUCUGCAUGUGGAGGAGGACACCUGUCCCAGGUUGCCCAGCUGACUCCCUGGAUUUAGAAGAACACCUUCUGCUCAUUUAUUUUCCAAGUGAUUUCCAGAUCGCCUCUUCUGUUUAUCCUCAUUUUUAUUUCCAGCUACGUAGGCAUCACAGACAUUCUUCUUUGCCUGUGUUGUGGCUGAAUUGAAAUGAGAAAGACAUAAAGUCAAUGGGUGUAAAUUUAGACAUUUAGCACUGGAUUGUGGGGUGUGGAGCUAAGUAAUACGUGAGAUUGGCACCAAACUUAGAAAAACAAGACCUAUUAAAAUGUGAAGAACUCUUUCUAAUGUGGGGAGGGAACCAGAGGUGACUCCUUUAGCCACUCCAAAGGCACAAGGAGCUCUUGGUGGCAUCAUCCAAUGAAUGUCAUCGAAUAAGUGAAAUGGACAUAAGGAAUUGGCAAAUGUGAAACCCUUUGAAUCUGGGUUUCUGAGGAUUAGGGAAGUUUUACCUUAUCUUCAUGAUUUAAUUCAAUUCCUUUGUGUUGGCGAGGACCAGAUGCUGUUGGACGACAAUGAUUACUGUGAUUGCUCAGGCCUAGAUCAGUGGCCUCGGUGGAGUAGGGGAAGUUGGAUGAUGCCAUCCUGUAGGGCAUAGCUUAAAAAUGGCACAUGGCCAAGUAGAUGUUGGAGAUGAAGAAGCCUUCUGGACAGUGUGGUAGAUGGGAUCAGCAAGACGUGUGCUGUGGUUGCACGACGCACUAGUAUCCCAGGUGUAUAACCCCAACAUAGUUUAGAUCCACUGUUGGUGGGUGAUGUUUUCAGGGAAGGUGACACACUUCUUUGUGGGACCUUCCUCCCUUUACUCGGUGCCAUGAUGAGUAUGGUCCCACGCUCUGGCUGUGUUUGCCAUGGAUUUGUCAGGGGAGCAAUUCCACACUCAGUGGCAGUGAACAUUCCUACUUCAAACAGUCUAGCCCAAGUGUUCUUUGAUUGAGAAAUGAAGAAAGAAGAUAUGAGAUAUAUGUAAUGAAAUAUUACUCAACCAUAAAAAGGAAUUCAGUCUUUCUCUUUGCAAUGACAUAGAGGGAGCUAGACUGUAUUAUGCUAAGUGAGUGAAAUCAGAGAAAGACAAAUGCCAUAGGAUUUCACUCAUGUGGAAUAUAGGAAACAAACAAGCAAAGGGGAAAAAAGAAGACCGGCAAAUCAUGAGAGACUCUUAACUAUAGAGAAGCAACUGAUGGAUACCAGUUACCAGUGUGGAGCUGGAUUGGGGGGUGAGUUAAACAAGUGAUGGGAAUGAAGACGUGCAUUUUUUUGUUGUUGCGCCCUGGGUGUUGUAUGUAAUUGUACAAUCACUAUUGUACACGUGGAACUAAUAUUACAUUGUAUGUUAACUAACUGGAAUUUGAAUAAAAUCUUUUUAAAAAUG
Messenger RNA from Mustela lutreola (European mink), 6204 nucleotides. Its product is annotated as KRAB domain-containing protein 5-like. Bases 111 to 2258 code for a protein of 715 amino acids. Gene Ontology annotation, biological process: regulation of transcription by RNA polymerase II. The transcript has 5 exons. NCBI's taxonomy places the organism in Eukaryota, Metazoa, Chordata, Mammalia, Carnivora, Mustelidae. Gene Ontology annotation, molecular function: DNA-binding transcription factor activity, RNA polymerase II-specific; RNA polymerase II transcription regulatory region sequence-specific DNA binding. The record is from RefSeq and is a predicted model, not a curated record. Gene Ontology annotation, cellular component: nucleus.